AUGCCUGGAUUGCCAGAGAUCAGCAGUGGUGCAAUGAGCUCACCAGCUGUUUCAAGUGUUCAAUCGUCUCCCAACAAAAAUACCAAGGAGUCCUCUCCUAUGGAGGCAAACCUGAUAAAGGCUGAGAGUUCAUCUUAUACACCAUCAGAAUAUGACAUGAGGAAUUACUAUGAACGCUUAUUGCCGUUCAAGCCAGUUUUCGAAUGGUUGAACCAUUCUCCGAUUCCUCAAACAGAUUUCACCAUGAGAGAGUUUGCUUUCGAGUUUAAAAGUGGUGCAUAUCAGAGAUACAAUUCGUUCGUCAGUGCAAAAGAGUUCAAAGACACUGUAGUAAGGGUCACUCCUACAAGAUUCGAAAUUGGGGCAGUUUACUCCAUAAAUCCCAGCAAACGUAAAACAGUAUCGAAAAACAUGAUGAAACCUAUAGAGAAAGAGUUUGUUGUUGAUAUCGAUUUGACCGACUACGAUGACAUUAGAACAUGUUGUUCCAAGACGGGAAUCUGCCACAAAUGCUGGAAAUUCAUCAAUGUUGCCAUAGAGAUUGUAGAUACAGCAUUACGGGAUGAUUUUGGAUUUGAGCACAUGAUCUGGGUAUUUUCUGGACGAAGAGGGGCACAUUGCUGGGUCAGUGAUCAAAGGGCAAGGAGUAUGAACGAUACCCUAAGAAAAGCAGUUAUUGACUAUCUGGACGUGUUGAAUUUGAAGGGAGGUCAUAAAAAUAGAAAUCUGACGUUCAGAAGGCCCUUGCAUCCCCAUAUCGAGAGGUCUACUGGUAUACUUCUCAAAUCUUUCAAAGAAGUUAUACUAGAAGAACAAGAUCCCUGGAGGGAUGACAAAAGAGCCAUAGAAGACCUUGCAAAGAAGAUUUCCGAUGCGGCUACUCGUGAGUCAUUGGCGAAACUCUGGACUGAGAAGCCAGGCAGGUCUAGUCUAGAAAAAUGGAAAGAUAUUGAUACCCAAGCCAAGAAGGGCUUUGCUGUACGUGAUUGGAAAACUGAUAUUGUUAUUCUCUCAAUGUACCCUCGUUUGGAUAUUGAGGUUUCCAAACUGAUGGGGCAUUUAUUGAAGUCUCCCUUUUGCAUUCACCCCAAGACAGGAAACGUGUGCGUUCCAUUUGACCCAAGAGUUAAGGAGUUCUGGCCCGAUGAAUCUCCUAAUCUUCGUAGUUUACAGUCAGAGAUUGAAGAAUGGGACACGGACCACCCAGGCAAAUCUGUGAAACAUGAAUGGGAAAAGACUAGUCUCAAUGAAUACAUUAAAAUGUUCAAUAAUUUCAAAAAGAAACUUAAUGAAGAAGAACUGCAAUCUAGGAAAAGAAAUAGAGAUCAGUUAGUUGAUCAAGAUGACAAAUCUCAACUUGAAUUUUAA
Messenger RNA from Komagataella phaffii GS115, 1368 nucleotides. Its product is annotated as Subunit of DNA primase, which is required for DNA synthesis and double-strand break repair. Gene Ontology annotation, biological process: DNA replication, synthesis of primer. The record is from RefSeq and is a predicted model, not a curated record. The transcript has a single exon. Lineage: Eukaryota; Fungi; Ascomycota; Pichiomycetes; Pichiales; Pichiaceae. The coding region runs from base 1 to 1368 and encodes 455 amino acids. Gene Ontology annotation, cellular component: alpha DNA polymerase:primase complex.